This is a messenger RNA of Geosmithia morbida, 942 nucleotides long. RefSeq names its product GTP-binding protein EsdC. The record is from RefSeq and is a predicted model, not a curated record. The transcript has a single exon. Lineage: Eukaryota; Fungi; Ascomycota; Sordariomycetes; Hypocreales; Bionectriaceae. The coding region runs from base 1 to 942 and encodes 313 amino acids.
AUGUCGGCCACUCAGCUUUCGUUCUCCCUCCGCGUCUCCUCCGGAGUCAAGACCGUCCACCUUCUCGGCUCCUGGGACGGAUACUCUUCUCAGCUUCCUCUCGCCAAGGACAAGACUUCGUCGAAGUCGGGCUCCUGGAAGGGCACCUUCCGCUUCCAGAACUCGACCCUCGAGCCUGGCCAGCGCUACUGGUACUACUACAUCAUCGACGGCUACCACGUCGCCCACAACCCCAGCGUCAGCUCCACCGUCGAGCCCACCACUGGCCGUGAGCUCAACAUCCUCGACGUCCCCUCAGAGUCUUCUUCCAAGUCGUCGUCGUCAUCCAAGUCCUCCUCCAAGUCGUCCUCGUCUUCCAAGUCGAGCAGCAAGAGCUCCUCGCGCCACUCCUCCAAGGACAGCUCCAAGUCCUCGUCGUCCAAGUCGUCUUCCCGCUCGUCGCGCAGCGGUAGGGAGUCCCUGUCCCUCGACAUCCCCAAGGGCCGCCCCCUGUCCAUCUCUCAGAUCCAGGCUCCUAAGCCCAUGUCCCCCCACGCGACCCAAUACAUCCUCAACUCUGACAUGUGUGACGACGAUGAGAUUGCCGAGAUGACUUCCCGCUUCAACCGCGCCGGCAUCGACGACGAGGAUGGCAUCGACACCGACUUCAGCACCUCGCCUGUGUCCUCGUCCGGCUCGUCACUGUCUUCGCGCAUCUCCAGCUCGUCGCCCAACUCGUCCAUGUCCGGCUACAGCACCCCCAACUCGGAGUGCAGCUCGUGCACCUGCGAGCGCUACGGCAUCACCCGCAAGGGCGAGCGCGUCAAGCUCGACUGCGGCGGCUCCCGCUGCGCCUACAGCGACGACAGCUCAGACUGCUCCAGCAUCAUCAGCGAGUCUGAGGACGAGGAACCCGUCGAGGCCCGCGGCGGCAGCCGCAGGAACGGUAUCAUUGUCUCCUAA